CAUAUUUGUCCUUCCCAGAUCAGUACUGCUGCUUCUGAAGAACCCCACCUUCAUCUUCCUCUGCUUAGCGGGAGCGACCGAAGCCACCCUCAUUGCUGGGAUGUCCACAUUUGGACCCAAGUUCCUGGAGUCUCAGUUUAGUUUAAGUGCCUCUGAAGCUGCUACCUUUUUUGGUUAUCUGGUCGUGCCAGCCGGAGGGGGAGGCACAUUCCUGGGAGGAUUCCUUGUGAAUAAAUUUAAACUCCGCUGUUCAGGAAUCAUCAAAUUGUGUUUACUUUGCACAGUGUCGAGUCUGCUGGCUAUAUUCAUUUUUUUUAUUCACUGCCCUAACAUGCCGAUGGCAGGAGUAACCCAGAUGUACGAGGGAAGUGCUUUGCCUGGUGGCCACCUAAACCUGACAGCAGCCUGCAAUGCCGAGUGUGGCUGUCUACAGGAGACCUACAGCCCUGUCUGCGGGAGCGAUGGCAUUAUGUAUUACUCUCCCUGCCACGCCGGGUGCAAAAAAGUGUCCGAAAACCUCAGGAAUGGCAAGAAGGUCUAUCAUGAGUGUAGCUGCGUUGAGAAAACCCUCCUCCCUGGCCCUGGCAACGCCGAGGCAGGGAAAUGCACCUCUUCUUGUGCAAAAAGGCCCCUGCUCCUGUUCUUCAUGUUCGUGGUGAUCCUCUUCACCUUCCUCAUCAGCAUUCAUGCCCUCACCUCCACUCUGCGGUGUGUCUCUGACAGGCAAAGGUCAUUCGCACUCGGGAUCCAGUGGAUUGUAGUACGAACGCUUGGAGGCAUCCCUGGCCCCAUCGCCUUUGGGUCCAUGAUCGAUAAAUCCUGCCUGCUCUGGCAGGACCAGUGCGGCGAGCAAGGUUCUUGCUACAUUUACCAGAACUCGGCCAUGAGCCGAUACACCCUCAUCGCUGGACUGGUCUACAAGGUGCUUGGGACAACCUUCUUUAUAGUCGCCUGUUUACUCUACAAACCGCCGCCACCAGAGUCGGCUCCGGGCAGCUCGGAUGCAUCUGGAAAUGGCAACUCUGACCUCCAGGAACACAAACCUUCGCUGCCAGCUGAAGAGGAUAUAUAGCGCUGUACACGUGCAAGUGACUUUCUCAGUCUCAAAAAUAUGAUGAGAAGAUGUUAUGCAGUCCCUAGGGGGUUUUAAAUUAAUAGUAGUAUCACUUUUUUUAGUUGAAGAUAAAUAAUUUAAUUAACCACAGGCGUGCUUGCUAUUUUCUUAACAGCAGAAGCACAUUGAAAAUUGUGCGCUGAUGCCAUAUGCAGUUAUUUAAUUUUAUUUAAAGAAAGGGCUACCGUAACUUUUUUCUAUGUCUGUGACAAGCAAGGACCGCAUUCUCCACUCGUGGAAAUAAGCACCGGUAACUCCAAUGGAGCACGUGGGGUUUAAA
Fulmarus glacialis (Northern fulmar) is the source of this 1394-nucleotide messenger RNA. It is a transcript of the gene SLCO4A1, whose product is annotated as solute carrier organic anion transporter family, member 4A1. The transcript has 7 exons. Lineage: Eukaryota; Metazoa; Chordata; Aves; Procellariiformes; Procellariidae. Gene Ontology annotation, molecular function: protein binding. Gene Ontology annotation, cellular component: membrane. The annotation marks the transcript as partial. Gene Ontology annotation, biological process: sodium-independent organic anion transport; transmembrane transport. The record is from RefSeq and is a predicted model, not a curated record.